AUGACAUCGGUGGACAUGUUGAAAGACGACUUUCUCUGCCAGGAGCAGUACAUUGUUGAGCUUCCUGAUGCCCUUGCCGAGGCUGCUCGUCGCAAUCCAGACUUUGCAUUUGAAUUCGUCUUUGAUAUUACUGGUCAGUCGGGAGAGAUGCACCUGUUGCGCCAGUACGACAAUCUUCUCCGUGUGUACCCCUUCAGAGUCUUUAAAACGCCCUUGGCGACAGAGUCAUAUGUGUCUGCUGAUGGAGACUACUACUAUAAAUCUGCAGACAUAUCAGACAUGAUCAUUGUCUACGAACCAGACAAAAUCCCUAAGCUGUUUGUUGACUAUGAAAUAUCACAGAAGGUCAAGCUAAUCUGCUCUGCCGCCGGAAACCCUGUCUUUGAUCCCAGUGUUAAUAUGAGCCCUCACGGCCUCACUCCUCCUACAGCGUGGGCUCCUUUCCAUCUGUGGCCAAACAUUCCAACAAGGCCGAGCUAUUUCCCUCCGGCUACUGAUGAGGUUGUGGUGACGUUUGAUGAGAUACACACAGACAAGAAGAAUCAAGCGGGCGCCAAAAUCGACUAG
Messenger RNA from Giardia duodenalis, 567 nucleotides. RefSeq lists its product as uncharacterized. Lineage: Eukaryota; Fornicata; Diplomonadida; Hexamitidae. Gene Ontology annotation, biological process: transcription initiation at RNA polymerase II promoter. The transcript has a single exon. The coding region runs from base 1 to 567 and encodes 188 amino acids. Gene Ontology annotation, cellular component: transcription factor TFIID complex. The record is from RefSeq and is a predicted model, not a curated record.